ACCAUAAAUUAGUUAUAGGAAAAAAAUGGUAAUAAAAGACGAAGAAGAAAGAGAGGGAAAAAUAGUUCCAAAAAUGGUGGCUAUAUCGCUCUACAGAGGAAACCUUCACAGAGUUCCUGACGUCCCUCGCCGAUGGCUUAUGCCAACCCCUCAAAUCUCCCUCAAAGACUUCAAACUUCUCUUAUCUCGUCGCUCCAAAGCCCUCUCUCGCCUCCAUUCCCCCACCACCGCCACAACCAACGCCACUGCUACCUCCUCUAACCCUAAUCCUAGCCCUAACCCUAACCCUAACCCUAGCCCUAAUCCUAAUCUCUACAUUAAUCUUAAUUUAUCUUCGGAUCAGCAAAAUACAGCAUCGAAUGGGGCUCCUGGCGAUUCCCUUCCCGAGGCUCAAGUGAAUUUGGAGAAGGUUUCUGUUGAUUUGGGUGAAGGGCCGUCCGAUGAAAUUAAGGUUGAAGUAAAUCCGAAUCUUGAUGGGUCUUCAGAGAAACCUACUGAAGGUCCUGAUACGUUGUCUGGUCCUAAAUCUAAUGAGCCUGAGGGAGGUUGUGAUCCGAUUGACGAGGAUGGUGCCAAACCAGAGCCAAUUCAGGUUGAGAAAGUGGAUGAUGGUUCCAAAACAGAGGAAAUUCAGGUUGAGAAAGUGGAUGAUGGUGUGAAACCAGAGGAAAAUCAGGUUGAGAAAGUGGAUGAUGGUGCGAAACCACAGGAAAUUCAGGUUGAGAAAGUGGAUGAUGGUGCACAACCACAGGAAAUUCAGGUUGUGAAAGUGGAUGAAGUUGCCGAACCCAUUUCUGAGACUAAAAAGAAUGAGGAUAUGCCGAAUGAUAAACUUAACAGGAAGAAGGAGGUUGAGGAGAAGUUGGAAGUUUUGAAUAACAAGAAACAUAAUCUGGUACAAGUACUCAAGCAGAUUUUAAAUGCAGAGGAAGAAUUGAAAAGACGGAUUAGUUUGCAAGGGUCAGGGACUCCUCGUCCAGCCGCCCCUCUUCAAGUGGAUGUCAACAUUGAUUCUGUAUCGAUGACUAGAAAUGUUGUUUCUAGGACAGGCUCAGAGCCAAAUAAUAGUGGUGAAGCUGAAGCAGGAGAAACUGAUGCUUUUUCGAACCAUAACUUCCCUACUCGUCAGAUAUCCCGUAUGAACAGUAUAUCACCAUCGUCUGAGUCUCCUAUUCGAAGGCCUCCAUUCGUUCAACAUAAUGUGGCACCUUAUUCAACUCCUCGAACAAGUUUAGGACCAACUAGUAGUCCAUCCCCAUCGCGCUUUUCUCCCAUUGUACACCAGGGUCCUCCUACAAAUCUUCCUACACUUUCAGUUACAGGUACUAAUUAUAUAGCAUCAUCCCCGUCUCCUGCAGCAUCUGGUGGUACUUCUGCCUUUAAAGAUUCUCGGUUGCCAAGUCCAUGGAAUUAGAAUAACUAUGCUUGUUUCAUUCUUGAAGAAUGCCUGAUAACUAGGCCAAGUGUGCUUAGAUCCUUCUUCCUCUUUUGAGUAAGGUAACUCUGAGCCAUUCAUUGUAUAUCUGUAGGAGAUUCAUAUCUCCCUCUCCCAGGGUAUGAUUCUGUAAAGUGAAGAAUUAUAAAAACGUUAAACUGCUUUGAAAAAUUCCUCUUCAUUUAUGGUUUGAAAAUUCAUUUUUAUAAUUGGUAACUAAAGCAGUAGCUGUGAUUGUGACAUAUUAAAGAAAACGUUAUCUGCUUUGUUCAAAAUAAAACUGUGUCGGUCGAAAUUUAAUACAUAUUCUCUUCUAUCAA
This is a messenger RNA of Cannabis sativa, 1755 nucleotides long. RefSeq lists its product as uncharacterized. Gene Ontology annotation, cellular component: chloroplast. The record is from RefSeq and is a predicted model, not a curated record. The transcript has 4 exons. NCBI's taxonomy places the organism in Eukaryota, Viridiplantae, Streptophyta, Magnoliopsida, Rosales, Cannabaceae. The coding region runs from base 26 to 1414 and encodes 462 amino acids.